CCGGGGACUCCCCCGCCGAGUGUCGCGCGUCGGCGCCGCUGCCACCCGGCUCUGCGCUCUCGGGUCCUCCCGGCCCCCGCUCCCGUCCCUCUCCGGGCCACCCUUGCUCCCCCCGGCCGCCGCGCCCGCCGUCCCCAUCAGCCCCUCUUGUCUGGCCGCCGGGCCGCGGCGGGCGGGAGCAGCCGGAGGAGGAGUCGCAGCCGGGAGGCGGUGGCCCGAGCCCAUGGCGUACAGUCAGGGAGGCGGCAAGAAGAAAGUGUGCUACUACUAUGACGGUGAUAUUGGAAAUUAUUAUUAUGGCCAGGGUCAUCCCAUGAAGCCUCAUAGAAUCCGGAUGACUCAUAAUUUGCUGCUAAAUUAUGGCUUAUACCGAAAAAUGGAAAUAUAUAGGCCUCAUAAAGCCACUGCUGAAGAAAUGACAAAAUACCACAGUGAUGAGUAUAUCAAAUUUCUGCGAUCAAUAAGACCAGAUAACAUGUCUGAGUACAGUAAGCAGAUGCAGAGAUUUAAUGUUGGGGAAGAUUGUCCGGUAUUUGAUGGGCUCUUUGAGUUUUGUCAGCUCUCAACCGGUGGCUCGGUUGCUGGGGCUGUGAAGUUAAACCGGCAACAAACUGACAUGGCUGUCAACUGGGCUGGAGGGUUACAUCAUGCCAAGAAGUCAGAAGCAUCAGGAUUCUGCUAUGUUAACGAUAUCGUGCUUGCCAUCCUCGAAUUACUAAAGUAUCAUCAGAGAGUCUUGUAUAUUGACAUAGACAUCCAUCAUGGUGAUGGUGUUGAAGAAGCCUUUUAUACAACAGAUCGCGUGAUGACUGUUUCAUUCCAUAAAUACGGGGAAUACUUUCCUGGAACCGGAGACUUGAGGGAUAUUGGUGCUGGAAAAGGAAAAUACUAUGCUGUCAAUUUUCCCAUGAGAGAUGGUAUAGAUGAUGAAUCAUAUGGACAGAUUUUUAAACCUAUAAUCUCUAAAGUGAUGGAGAUGUACCAGCCUAGCGCUGUGGUGCUGCAGUGUGGCGCAGACUCCCUGUCUGGAGACAGGCUCGGUUGCUUCAAUCUAACUGUCAAGGGUCAUGCUAAAUGUGUAGAAGUUGUAAAAACUUUUAACUUGCCAUUGCUGAUGCUUGGUGGAGGUGGCUACACAAUCCGAAACGUUGCUCGGUGUUGGACGUACGAGACGGCAGUUGCGCUUGACUGUGAGAUCCCCAAUGAGUUGCCAUAUAAUGAUUACUUUGAGUAUUUUGGACCAGACUUCAAACUGCAUAUUAGUCCUUCAAACAUGACGAACCAGAAUACUCCAGAAUAUAUGGAAAAGAUAAAACAGCGUUUAUUUGAAAAUCUCCGCAUGUUACCACAUGCACCUGGUGUUCAGAUGCAAGCUAUUCCAGAAGAUGCUGUACACGAAGACAGUGGGGAUGAGGACGGAGAAGACCCGGACAAGAGAAUUUCUAUUCGAGCAUCAGACAAGCGGAUAGCUUGCGAUGAAGAAUUUUCAGAUUCUGAGGAUGAAGGUGAAGGAGGGCGUAGAAAUGUUGCCGAUCAUAAGAAGGGAGCAAAGAAAGCUAGGAUUGAAGAAGACAAGAAGGAGGCAGAGGACAAAAAGACAGAUGUUAAGGAAGAAGACAAAUCCAAGGACAAUAGUGGUGAAAAAACAGAUACCAAAGGAGCCAAAUCAGAACAACUCAGCAACCCCUGAAUUUGACUCCCCAACUUUAGGAACCUCUGGAAAAUUGAGACGAUACUGGGAAGAGAAACCUUUGCUGUUUGAGGACUGGCUUCAUUUUAUACUGUUUUGGCAUGGACUGUAUUUAUUUUCAAAAUGGCUUGUUUUUGUUUUUCUUGGCAAGUUUUAUUGUGAGUUUUUCUAAUUAUGAAGCAAAAUUUUCUUUUUUUUUUUCCACCAUGCUUUAUGUGAUUGUAUUUAAAUUGAUGUGUUAUUAUGUCCAAAACAGGAUCUAUUAAAAAAGCAAUUGGCCUUUCUGAGCUGAUUUUUCCAUCUUUUGUAAUUAUCUUUAUUAAAAAAUUGUACUUGGAUUGUC
Psammomys obesus (fat sand rat) is the source of this 2033-nucleotide messenger RNA. It is a transcript of the gene Hdac2, whose product is annotated as histone deacetylase 2. The coding region runs from base 224 to 1690 and encodes 488 amino acids. The record is from RefSeq and is a predicted model, not a curated record. The transcript is spliced from 14 exons. Gene Ontology annotation, molecular function: histone deacetylase activity. NCBI's taxonomy places the organism in Eukaryota, Metazoa, Chordata, Mammalia, Rodentia, Muridae.